Aspergillus ruber CBS 135680 is the source of this 635-nucleotide messenger RNA. RefSeq lists its product as uncharacterized. The transcript has a single exon. The record is from RefSeq and is a predicted model, not a curated record. NCBI's taxonomy places the organism in Eukaryota, Fungi, Ascomycota, Eurotiomycetes, Eurotiales, Aspergillaceae. The annotation marks the transcript as partial.
AUGGAGGCACAGAGACCCCGUGGUGGUGGUAUAUCGCACGCGUUGCCCCCCGGAGUGGGCAACGUGGCCUCCCAGCUCACGGGAACGCCAGACAUGCCAGGCACCCCAACACCAACCCACCGGCGAUCCAGGAAUGCGAUGCAGCCCAUGCUCAGUGAUAGCAGUGUGGAGGUUAUGAGCAUAGAUGAAAAUGAAGACCAGGAGCGCUGGCAACCUGGGGGUUCCAGCAGGACCCCCAGCCGGGCCAGCGAGGCUAGAAGUGGAAUCAGACAACGAAGGGUUCUACAAAAGUCAUUUAUUGGUAGGCCAAAGCAUCAGGCUUCCCUACUAGACGCAAGCAAGCACGCCCAGGUGUUAGUGGGGGCCCUAGAAGCAGCCCAAACACAGCAACAGGAAGUGUACCAGGUGGUCCUAGAACAAGUGCAAGCACACAUGGCAGAGGAGCUAUCCAACUGGAAAGCAGAACAACAACUCCAUGAAGGAAUUUAUCUUGAGCGAAUCACGAAUCUGGAACUGGAAGUCAGCAAGCUUCGUACAGAGCUCAUGGAGGCUCAACACUCAAUUCAGCGAAUUGGACCAGUGAAGCAAGAUACGCCAACAACCAAUGCCCAAUUGAGUCAAAUGAACCAGCAUGA